CAUCGUCUCAUGCUCAUCACACUCUCUCACUCACCCAAUUCAAUUAUUACUUCAAAGAAUUCUCACACCAAAAUUCCACUCUCAGUCCCUUUCAUUCUCCCAACAACCAUUUUCAACCACCUUUUUCCUCAAAUAAAUAAUAAGAAAAAUAAGACCAGUCCACAAAAACACCCAAAAAGCCACACAUGACAUUAUUAAUAUUAAUAAUAAUAACAAUAAUAAUCACUCUCUCUACUUCUGUCACAAUGCAAAACUCACCCACCGUCAUCUCAAUUCCGCCACCGCUCCCCCUCCCUCUUCCGCCGCGCUCCGCCGGACAAGCCACCGUCCUCCCCUUUCCUCCCCCGCCACCGUUCGCCGGUGCUCCCAACUCCGUCUUCCAGAUCACCGUCCUCCCCGCACCUCCGCCGCCUUUCCCCUCCUCUCACAGCUCCGUCGAUCUCUCGCCUCUCGAAUUCCUCCUUGCCCUCGUCGCCAUCGUCACCAUCCCCGCCCUAAUCUACACCUUCAUCUUCGCUUUCCCUUGCCCGUCGUUCCGCCGCCGAGAACUCUCCGUCGGCGAUCCCUCCGUCGCUUCGGAGAUCGCGCACCACGACGUCGAGAGUGCCGCCACCGCCGCAGCUUCCGGCGUGAAGUACCAGAAGGAGCAGCACUCGAAGGAGAUCGGCGGCGAGUGCCCGGUUUGCUUGUCGGCGUUCGCGGACGGCGAGGAAGUCCGGCAACUGAGCGCGUGCAAGCACUCGUUCCACGCUUCUUGCAUUGAGAUGUGGCUGAGCAACCACUCGAAUUGCCCGAUUUGUCGCGCCACCAUUGGUGUCGCCGCGACGAGCACCGUCAAGCGGUCGGGUUCGAACAGAGACGGUGAUUCGCAACGUGAUGCGUCUAAUUUGGUUUGAUUUUUAAUUUUUUUGUAAUUUUUAAAAAUACUCAGUUUGAAAUUUUUAUAAAGAAAAUCCAAAUACCUGAUAAGUGAGUAGGUAGGGAGUUUCGUUUUGAUUUAAAAGUUGAAGUAGUUUUACACUUGAGAGUGUUUUAUGGCACUUGAAUUGUAAUGUAAUAUUGAGAGGGAUAGAUAGGAACAGAGAUAGGCUUCAUCAGUGAUUGAACACUUCCAUUGUAAUGUAAUAAUAGGAUUGUGUUUCAUUUGGACCACUCGCUCAAAAUGAAAUCAAGAUAACGCGCAACUUUCCCUUU
Molecule: messenger RNA, 1194 nt
Organism: Abrus precatorius (Indian licorice)
Lineage: Eukaryota; Viridiplantae; Streptophyta; Magnoliopsida; Fabales; Fabaceae
Product: RING-H2 finger protein ATL33-like
Exons: 1
Coding region: 186-896 (236 amino acids)
Biological process (GO): protein ubiquitination
Source: RefSeq, a predicted model, not a curated record